This is a messenger RNA of Gymnodraco acuticeps, 4791 nucleotides long. RefSeq names its product calcium channel, voltage-dependent, gamma subunit 7a (gene cacng7a). Gene Ontology annotation, molecular function: voltage-gated calcium channel activity; channel regulator activity. Bases 198 to 1283 code for a protein of 361 amino acids. The transcript is spliced from 6 exons. Gene Ontology annotation, biological process: postsynaptic neurotransmitter receptor diffusion trapping; positive regulation of synaptic transmission, glutamatergic; neurotransmitter receptor transport, postsynaptic endosome to lysosome. Gene Ontology annotation, cellular component: AMPA glutamate receptor complex; postsynaptic density membrane. The record is from RefSeq and is a predicted model, not a curated record. NCBI's taxonomy places the organism in Eukaryota, Metazoa, Chordata, Actinopteri, Perciformes, Bathydraconidae.
GAGGAGGAGUGAGAAGAGAGGAGAGGGGAGAUACAGGGAAUCACGAAAGAGAAACAGAGAGAGAGAGUGUGCGGCGAGAGCAGCAAAGAGGGAGGGUGAGAGAUAAGGGGGAAAACUGCAAAUUUGGUGGUCAGGUCUCCCAGUGCGCACACAUCUCUCGUCGGCUGCACCAUCCGACCAGCUCUCCGGUCUGCAGGAUGAGUUCGUUCAGUACGAGGGCUCUGACGCUGCUCUCGUCAGUUUUUGGGGCCUGUGGUCUGCUGCUGGUGGGCGUCGCCGUGUCAACAGACUACUGGCUGCUGAUGGAGGAGGGGAUCAUCCUGCAGCAGAACCAGACCACCGAGGUGAAGAUGGCGCUGCACUCUGGCCUCUGGAGGGUCUGCUUUGUGGCAGGACCGGAGAAGGGCAGAUGUGUGGCGGCAGAGUAUUUCACGGAGCCAGAGAUUGAGAUCACGACAGAAAAUACAGCCAACAUACUCAAAAUGGUCCGGACUGCCACUCCUUUCCCUAUGGUCUCCUUACUCUUCGUCUUCACCGCCUUCAUCAUCAGCAACAUCGGACACAUCCGGCCUCAGCGCACCAUCCUCGCCUUUGUUUCCGGAAUAUUCUUCAUACUGUCAGGUCUCAGUCUGGUGGUUGGCCUGGUGUUAUAUAUCUCCAGUAUUAAUGACGAGGUGAUGAACCGACCCAGAGAGCCGGAGCAGUUCUUCCACUACCGCUACGGCUGGUCCUUCGCCUUCGCUGCCUCCUCCUUCCUGCUGAAAGAGGGGGCAGGAGUCAUGUCAGUCUAUCUCUUCAUGAAGCGUUACGCUGAGGAGGAGCUGUACCGGCCUCACCCCGCCCUCUACCGACCCCGCAUGUCUGAAUGCAGCGACUACAGUGGCCAGUUCCUCCACCCAGACUCCUGGCCCCCCCCCCAGCGGGGCCGCAGCGCUUCCGAGGUCUCCUCCGACAUCUCCAUCCAGCUCAACCAGACUCCACCUUCAAAGUCGCAACCCAAGGGGGGCAGCAGCUCCCAGCAGACGCCCUCUUCCUCUGGGCCUUCAUCAGCUGCCAGCUACCAGCACCAGCCGGCCUCCUCCUCCUCCACUUCCUCCUCCUACCCACACCCCCUCCAUCUGGCCGCCACCUCCACCCUACCCAGAGCAUCCCAUGGCCACCCUCAGUCCCAUCCCCACCCCAGUGGACCCCCACCCCAGUCCCUGCCGAUGGGGGUGCCACCAUCAGCCGUGCCUCCUCCGCGCUAUCACGCGCACAUGCGAAUGAGUGCCUCGCCAUGCUAGGCUACUUAAACAAAACACAACUGGGGGGGGGGGGGGUAGAUUGGUUAUAGCUCUUACACACCACACACACACAAUUCCUGUAUCUACAAAAUGUGUGGGAGGAAAGAUGCAGCAGAGUGGAUGAAGGAGGGAGGUUUAGGGAGAUCAAAUAGAGGAAAGAAAAAAGAGGGGAGGAGGGGAGGAGAAGCAGGUGGGCGGAGGGAUGACUCACUGCUGCUGCUCAGCCCGAGACGAAGACAGAACUUUAAACAUGCUGGGAGGGAAAACGGGAGGGGAUACGAUGAUUAGUAGCAACAAGACAUUUGUGAGGUUUCUGACGGGUACAUACUGUACAUCAUCAGGGCCGUGAUACCCAGGGUGAAGCAGCACAGGAAACAGGAAGCUGAAUCAUUUCCACAACUCUGGCCAUUCACUAAAAGAACCAACCUUUGAAAUAAGGUAUCUGGCUAAAAAUGUAUUAUCCUUUCAUCAAACAAGGAAUAAGGAUGCCUGCUUUAAAAAGAUUUUAAGAAAAUCAAUCAAAUAUCUUUUUGGAAUGUCAUCGAUAUGGUUGGGAAGGUUACUAUGUUACAUCUUCAUUACCUUUGACCACUUUCUUAACAAAUAAUGAAACCAUAAGAGCAACCCCUGUAAAACACAAGACUACAGUGAUAUGGAUUUUGAUUAUGAUAAGGAGUACAGGUGAUGGAUGAAAGACAAUUCAGAGUGAUAUUGGUUCAGUUUACUGUGAAUGUAAAAAUAAAGGAACCCCAUAAUAUUUUCAAAUUAGGGCUAUCAGUGAUGAAAUGCCUAAUUGUUCAUUAUGCAUGUUAAUUAAUAACAUAUUACCCAUUUACAAUAAACCUUAAAUAAAGAAAUCAAUAUAUAAUAUUCAUGUCAACAUUGAAUUGGACAUAUAUGCUAAAAGAGAAAGAUAACUUUUCUUUCUAACAACCAUAUUUCAAGAUGGCAUUUGAACACAUAAGAACCACAUUGUGAUUGACCUUUACCCAAUUUUAAACUGUUUGAUCUUGAUCACACCAUAAUGUUACUUAAUGUCACCUUGCUGCCGUCUGUUGACAUUAGCUGUAGCUGUUAGCCAAGCAGUAGUGUAGCAUUACGACUCCAUUAUUAUGUGUCAUCGGCUAGUUAACUGCUAGCAGCUAACGUGAAUUAGCUCUCCUCCUGCCAAUAACAACACAGAUGUGUUGUUUAUGAUGUAGCAUUAUCAGGUAUUCUUUCCCAGUAUUGCUUCCCAACCGUGUUCAUGAAGAACUGACUGAUAUGAUAAAUAAUGUCUAUAUUAUAAUAAUCCGUAGUUUAUACAGUAUCACAAAUAUUAUAUACACAAUCGGAGUUAAACUGUAUAUGCAUAGAGAUUUACACUUUAACUGUAUAGAAAGUAUUCUUCCCCCUCAUGCUGCAACAAAAACGUAAUCCCGUACCAUGAGGUGUAUAUAUUAUAGUAUGUUUUAGGUGUUUUAGCUAUUACAUUUUAUAAGCUGUUUGUAUUUUAAGAGAGAAGCUUUGGGAGUGAAUGUUUAAAUGUUGAUGGAUGAAACUGAGAGACUUUUUAAAGUGCCGAUUGAGGUUGGAAAUGUUCUGCGGUCGCGUCAGCAGGAUUCUGCAAAGUUAGCAUUGACUGAACAAGAGGCUGUCCGUGAUCAUCCUGGUUACAAUCAAAAUGGCUGCCUUGGAGAUGCUGUUGCCAUGGAAGUGAUUUCUUAGGUAUGUACAUAUUGGUAUUUGAAACCAGAACUCUUAAAGCCAGGUUCAGAAAUGGAAACCGACUCUUCCUCAAUUCAAUUCAAUUCAAUUCAAAACCUUUAUUUAUACAGAUAAAACCCAUUGAGAUCAUAGACCUCUUUUACAAUGGUGACCUGCUUCAAUUAGUUCCAAACAUUAAUACAAACAUGACAGAAAACAAAGGACAUUAUAUGAUACUACAGUUUGUAUACUAGUAGCAUUUACAGACACCAAUAUUUUCUGAUUGUAUAGCGUCUAUCCUAGCUUUAAAAACAUGAAAUGGAAUCAAACUGCUUAGCUUCCAUUCCUUUUUCCUGGUUUUAUUUAUGAUAAUAUAAGGUUUAUAUUAAGAACUAGAUACUACAGAUAUGGCACUUUGAUGAACACAUGCGUACAUGGGAGGCAAACUGAAAACCUGAGACAGAUGGCUUUGCAUUUCAAUGUACCUCCUGGUUUAAUCUAUUAUUCAUAUAAGUAGCUCAGUCUCAAUUUAUUGGAGUCUACAUCUUUUCACUAAUAUCUGUUGGGUCCAGACAAUUCCUUAUCAAGUGUAUUUCAGAGAUGAAGGUUUCAUCUGUCUUGUGAUAGAGGACAGACUAUUGUACCAUUUGAUUGGAAAUACCUGGGAAUUGUCUCAGCCACUGUAAACUACCCAACAUCUUAGCCAAAUUGAUAUUCCAAAAAGCCCCAGGUAAAAUAAUACUUCGCCUUUUUUUUCAUCGGCUUUCAAUAACCCAUAUUUAAGUUUUAUGCUAUGGCAUGUCAUCAUUAAAAAUUGAAGGGAGGAGGUUGGAAAUAUCAAAAUCCAGUUUUUGACAGAUUGUGACAGAAUGAUUUACUUAACUGAAUACUGAAUUACUACUGUUUCAACUCAAGAUCCACUUGCUUGCCUGUUCUGAAGUUUUGACCCAAUCUCAAGGCCCUCAUCAGCAAAUCAAUAUGAAAUUUGCAUAUGUUGAGUGGAAUUUUUUUGGGGACAUUCAGGAUUUUCAGUUUGACUCCCAUUGAAGUUCUCAUGGUGCACAGUGAAUUAAAGUGAAACACUUAAGAAGUUCUUGUUUUUGUAGCAUAUUAACAAUCGUGCCCAACAUAGGGCAUUAUUUGUAGCCAUUUUUAGACCUACACUGGAAAAUGUUAUGCUUACAUCCUGUGGUACUGUUAAGAGAAGAACAAUGUAUCAAAUGAAUUGCUGUGUUAGCAUCUGUUAUGAAUAUUUGCUUUGUGGAAAAUAAAUAGGAACUAAUUUAGCCGCUGAGUAUGAGAGCUUUUGCUGAUGUUUUGCGAUGUUUCCUUUUAAUUGCCAAAAGCUGAGCAUUCAUGCUGUGUAGUGAGCACACACACACACACAUAUAUUUAUGUAGCUGACUUCUGAGGAGUUGUUUUCUGAGACAUAAACAUCAGAACCAACAGUGUUUCUGAGGACAUCACAGCAGAGACGUACAGUUUUGAUGCUGUGAGCCGAUUUCUCAAAUGUUUACUUCCUUUACUUCCAGAUCCCUAACUUUGAUCAUGGUGUAAAUAUUCAUACUGAACACACAUUACACAGUCUACCUAAGACAUGUUGACAUUAUCAAGGUAAAGAAAUGUUUAAAGUUUACAUGUUGAGUCCAAUGACAUUUGACUGACUCAAUACUGGUCAAAAACUGACCUUAAGAUUAAUGUGACUUUAAUUGUUUAUUUUUCAUAAUGUUUGCAAACAUGCUAUAUGCAGGAGUGUGAUUUUUAUCUGCCAGCAGUGUUUUGUUAAGUUGAAACCAAUAAAGCUUGCCUGGUUCCAGACUCA